Messenger RNA from Aethina tumida (small hive beetle), 1627 nucleotides. RefSeq names its product motor neuron and pancreas homeobox protein 1 (gene exex). The record is from RefSeq and is a predicted model, not a curated record. The transcript has 3 exons. Gene Ontology annotation, cellular component: nucleus. Gene Ontology annotation, biological process: regulation of DNA-templated transcription; central nervous system development; neuron projection morphogenesis. Gene Ontology annotation, molecular function: sequence-specific double-stranded DNA binding; DNA-binding transcription factor activity, RNA polymerase II-specific. Bases 430 to 1371 code for a protein of 313 amino acids. NCBI's taxonomy places the organism in Eukaryota, Metazoa, Arthropoda, Insecta, Coleoptera, Nitidulidae.
ACUCGUACAAUUAAUCCCUUUUAAGCGGGCAUCAAGCGUGCGGACGCUGCGCCGGGCCCAUGGCAUCGCAUUUCUUACAAAAUCCAAACACGAAACGAUCUCAUCAAAAAGUCGAGUUUCGUCUGAAAGGAAUGCUGCCGUUGCCACGCAACUGAUUCCUGGCGUUAGGGUGAUGGGCGGUGCCGUUACUUCUUCCGUCCAAUCGGAGCGGCGCGUCGCCGCGCAGACCUAGAGUGUGUGUAAUGUAUCGUCUAAUGUUCCUGUAAUGUCUGAUAUUAUCAGGAUAAUACAUUUCAAAUCGUUUAGUAGAUCCACAGCUGAGCUGCCGUCGACUUGCUUAAAUAAACACUUUAAUGUUCCUGGACUUGUUGUCUCAAUUAAACCACUGAUUCGACCGGACCCGUUAAGUUUUGAGUGAUAAUAAGUGCGAUGUCUCAUUACGUGGACAGAACCCAGAACGUGGUUCACAUGGAACCGCAGAACAUCGAGUCGAAACUGCAGGUGCCGAAGGUUUCGUUCAACAUGGACACGUCGCAUCUGCACACCAAGCUGCCGGAGACCAAGGGAAACUUCUACAUCGACUCACUGUUGUCGCGCGACGAAGAAAGAACCAGUCCGGACACGUCGAGGAGUCGCAGCAUUUCGCCGUCGUCGACAAGAAGUCAAAGCCCACCGAUAUCGCCCGGCAGUGAGGAGAUACCGCCGUCGAAUUUCGUACCGAGGCCAGGUCUUUUGAACAACAUUUAUCCGAGUGGCGCGAACUUUUAUAGUUAUCAGGCACAACCGGCGUCCGCCUUCCAGAGCCUGGACAUGGCCAUGGUGCACAACAAGUUGAGUUACAACUUUCAGGCCAACAUUCACCAGAGACAAAUCCAGCUGGUCGCGUCCGAUUGGUUAAGGAAUUCCGGAUCGGUGAUUUACCCACGGUUUCCGGAUUUAGUUGGCUGCGGUCCAGGACAUGCCCUCUUGGGUAAGACCAGAAGACCCAGGACCGCGUUCACGUCCCAGCAACUGCUUGAAUUGGAAAAGCAAUUCAAACAAAACAAAUACCUGUCCAGACCGAAACGCUUCGAAGUGGCCACCAACUUAAUGUUGACGGAGACACAAGUGAAGAUUUGGUUCCAGAACAGGAGAAUGAAGUGGAAGAGAAGCAAAAAGGCACAACAGGAGGCGAAGAGCAACAAGGACCCGGACAGUGGUUCCAGCAAAUCGUCGACUAAUUCGACUCAUUCUCAAAGUGAUACGUGCAAAGUAAUUUUGCCGAUGCCGGAGAAUCAGGAGAGCAGGCUGCCCAGUACUGACAACACCACCACCAAUGACAUACGAAAAUUGCAGGACAAUGAAUCGUUGUAUAGACCUUACGUUGUGUAAAGUAAGGACGUUCUUUUGUAUAAUUUGUGUCUACGUAUUAGUGAUGAACAUUUUUGUAUUUUAAUAGAAAUGUAAUAGUUAUUUGACGUAUUAGUUGGACAUUGUUUAUUUUGUUGUUGUGAUAUUUAGUUGGUAGGAGAUGCGAAUUACAUACAAUUUAUUUAUUUAUUUAUUUCCAAAUUUUUUUUAUAAAAAUGCAAUUGUAUAUAUUGUUGUAAAUAUAGAAUAAUUAUAAAGUUUAAACAAGUGUAUUAGU